This is a messenger RNA of Ramularia collo-cygni, 2370 nucleotides long. RefSeq names its product probable threonyl-tRNA synthetase. Lineage: Eukaryota; Fungi; Ascomycota; Dothideomycetes; Mycosphaerellales; Mycosphaerellaceae. Gene Ontology annotation, molecular function: ATP binding; threonine-tRNA ligase activity. The transcript has a single exon. The record is from RefSeq and is a predicted model, not a curated record. Gene Ontology annotation, biological process: threonyl-tRNA aminoacylation. Gene Ontology annotation, cellular component: cytoplasm. Bases 1 to 2370 code for a protein of 789 amino acids.
AUGGCGCCCAAGAAGGAAAAAGCCGCCAAAGGCCGACCAGAGCAGGUACAACUCGAGCUCGAACCCACACCGGAGUGGUUUGCCUCGCGCAAUGCCCUCUUCGAUAAGCGCAAGGCGGAGCAGGAUGCGUGGAGAGCGGAACAGCCGCGUGAAGACAUCACCAUCACCCUCCAUGACGGCAGCGUGAAGCAAGGAAAGAGCUGGGAGACUAGCCCGGCCAACAUUGCCUACGACAUUUCCAAGAGCCUGCUCGAGCGCACCAUUGUCGCUCGCGUCAAUGGCGAGCUGUGGGAUCUGGACCGGCCGUUUGAGGAGAACUCGACCCUCGAACUGGUCGACUUUGAACACCCGGACGGAAAGAAGGUCUUUUGGCACAGCAGUGCUCACGUGCUGGGCGAGGCGUGUGAGCGACGCUUUGGCUGCAACUUGUGCAUUGGUCCGCCCGUCGAUGAUGGUUUCUACUAUGAAAUGGCCCUGCCUGACCAGGCCUCCGUCACCGAGAGCGAGUAUGAGCCUCUCACCAAGAUCGUCAACAAUGUCAUCAAGGAGAAGCAGAAGUUUGAGCGUGUCACUCUCAGCAAGGAGGAUCUGCUGGAGAUGUUCGCAUACAACAAGUACAAGAAACACAUCAUCAAUGACAAGAUCCCCGACGGUACCAGCACCACCGUCUACCGCAACGGCCCUCUUAUCGAUCUGUGCAGAGGUCCUCACGUCCAACACACUGGCCGCAUUAAGGCCUUCUCCAUCAUGAAGAACUCGGCCAGUUACUUCCUCGGCGACGCCAAGAACGACAGUCUGCAACGCAUCUACGGUGUCUCGUUCCCCGACAAGAAGUCCCUCGAAGAACACAAGCACCUUCUUGCCGAAGCCGCCAAGCGUGAUCACCGCAAGAUUGGCCAAGAACAGGAGCUCUUCUUCUUCAACCAAAUGUCGCCCGGCUCAUGCUUCUUCCUCCCACACGGCAUGAUCAUCUACAAUUCUCUCAUGUCCUUUAUCAAGGAGGAGUACUGGAAGCGCGGCUAUCAAGAGGUCGCCACACCCAACAUGUACAAUUCCGAGCUGUGGAAGCGCUCCGGUCACUGGGAGCACUACAAAGAUGACAUGUUCACAUUCGACGUCGAAAAGGACAAGUGGGCGCUCAAGCCCAUGAACUGCCCCGGUCACUGCCUCCUCUUUGCUCACCGCGAGCGCAGUUAUCGCGAGCUUCCAAUGCGUAUCGCCGACUUUGGCAUUCUCCACCGGAAUGAGGCUUCGGGCGCACUCACAGGUCUUACUCGUGUGCGACGUUUCCAGCAGGAUGACACCCACAUCUUCUGCAUGGAGAGUCAGAUCGAGCAAGAGAUUAACCUUCUCUUUGACUUUAUGAUGUCCGUCUACGGCCUCUUCGGCUUCACCUUUAAAUUGAAGCUCUCCACCAUGCCGGAGAACCACCUUGGUGAUGAGGCUACAUGGGAGCGUGCAGAGGCUACAUUGACCAAGGCUCUCGACGACUUCAAGGACAAGACUGGCACCAAAUGGGAGCUCAACCCUGGUGACGGUGCUUUCUACGGUCCAAAGAUCGACGUCACCAUCAGUGAUGCUCUGCGUCGGGAAUUCCAGUGCGCCACCAUCCAGUUGGACUUUCAACUCCCGCAGCAGUUCAACCUGGAGUACCGCACUGAUGAGCAGGCCAAGCCUACUGGAGAGAAAGCAGCACCCACAAAGGAGAAUGCGCCACCCGCAGAGAGCAAGCCUGAGCAGCUCCCUAUCCGCAGCGCACCUGCCGCCGCAGUGGAAGCCGUAUCCACAGCUGCGUCCACGGUUGUAUCAGCAGUCACCGGCUCCACUCCAGAAGCAGACCACAAAGGCUGCGAUCACAGCGCCGUCCCAGCGAUCGACUAUCGCAAGGAACUCACACCAGGCUGUGCCCGUCCCGUCAUGAUCCACCGARCCAUCUACGGCAGUUUCGAGCGCUUCAUCGCCAUCUUGACGGAACACUUUGCCGGCAAGUGGCCAUUCUGGCUCUCGCCCCGCCAGAUCCUCGUCGUCCCAAUCAUGACUUCGGCAAACGACUAUGCUCUUGAGAUUCAGAAGAUCUUCCGUGCGGAGCGCAUGCACGCAGAUGUUGACCUCACCGGCAACACGCUUCAGAAGAAGAUUCGUACUGGUCAAUUGGCGCAGUACAACUUCAUCCUGGUGGUUGGAGCCAAUGAGAUGGAGUCGAGAAGUGUCAACAUCCGCAAUCGCKAUGAUCCGGAGACGCAGAAGAAGGGCGAGGAGAUCUCGCUCGACAAGGCCCUAGCGUUGUUCACGGGAUUGAGGGAUGAGCGAAAGUUGGAUUCCAAGUUGCAGGGCGCUGUUGCUGAGGUCCAGGCUGAGGUUCAGGCUUGA